Drosophila teissieri is the source of this 4754-nucleotide messenger RNA. RefSeq names its product alpha-protein kinase 1 (gene spdo). Bases 2722 to 4491 code for a protein of 589 amino acids. NCBI's taxonomy places the organism in Eukaryota, Metazoa, Arthropoda, Insecta, Diptera, Drosophilidae. The record is from RefSeq and is a predicted model, not a curated record. The transcript is spliced from 2 exons.
UGCAUUCACUUGUGUUAUUAAGCUAAAAUCACUACGAAAAUAAUUGGAAAGCUUAUCUGAGCCAACAAACGGGGCAUUAUUUAUGAAAUCCCGCAUUCUGGGCCACAAUUAAAUGUGCGUUUUGCAAUUGACCCGCCGAGAGUUAAUAUAGUUUUUAUUUGCCAAUCGCCAACGUGCAAAUGCAAUUAGCAAUUAGUGGCUUUGUUUGCUUUCCAUUUAAUUAGCUCUAAUGAAUAUGGCCUUCUGAUUUGCAACUUGUUGCUGCAAUGCCUAUAAUUGUUAUAUAUUUAAUAAAUUUAUAAUAUAUUUCGGUAGUUCGAGCGGAAUUUGAAUUGUAAUUAAGUUAUAAUAUAUUUUAUGCCAGUUAAUUAGUAUUUUGUAAGUACACUUCGUGCUCCUUUAUGGCAUGUCCAAUCAGUAAAUGGGAAAGUUAUUAUCUGUUUUACCUUAAAGAUCUGAGUUAUUCAGCUUGUUACUUCAGUUGGUUACACGAACCCUAGACCUUCGAAAGACCCCCAUGAUACUUGGCAUAAACGAUUCUUAUGGUGCCAAGAUGUUGCUAGUCUGUAAAUGGGGAACUUGAAUAGCGAGUGGUUCAGGUAGUCGCCUGCAUUGUGGUAAUUACUUUUGCCACGUGCGAGGGCAGCUGUUGCACGCACCUAUGCUGUUUCACUACUUCUCAAUAUAUGUAUCUGUAUCUGUAGCUGAGGAGGCGCCCCUCACACACAUGACUGCAGAUACAUAUCUCGUGCUUAUAUACGAAGGGGAUCUAUGUGGCGUACAUACGUAUGUCUUAUAUGACAACUGGCAGCGGAUAUAAUAUGGGGGAGAGAGCAGGGUGCAGGAUGCGGUGAGACAACUCCCCUAAUCGAAUAAUGCCAGUCGCACUCCGGACUCAGGACUCAGGAUUCAGAACUCAGGAUUCAGAACUCAGAACUCGGGAUUCAGGAUCUAUCUUUGCGGCUGUUUCUGUUGCUGUUACUGUGCUGUUCAGUUCAAUUCAGCUUACUUCAGUUUCUGCUGCUGCAUUUGUACGUUGGCUGUGUCACAACAAAGGACGAGACAGGAUCCUCGCAAACAGCUGACAGCUGUGUGCCUGCCGUCUCUCUCUCUGUCUCUGUCUGUGUCUGUGUGUGUUAUCCUUGUGCGCUGUCAUUGCCCCUGCCUUCCUUUGAGUAUCUGCAUCCGAGUAUCCUGUAUCCUUCGGAUACUGUGCAGCAUCCCCGCACUCUUGUCGCGUGCCGUCUGCCGGCGUUUAAGUUGAAAUGCCUCUUAAAUUUUCUAUCUUAAAUGGCCAGCCAGCCAGCUGUUGUGGGUGCCUCCAAUUUCUGGCUAAUCCGCUUGACAAAUGCCACCGACUGCGCUGAUUUGCUGCUGGCCAAAAGGCAAUUAAGUUGGCCGCCACAUAAGGACAACACGCGUGCAUCCAGCCUGCGGGCUCAAAGGCAUGUAUAUCUAUAUAUGUAUGCGUGUGGGUGGCGAGAUCCGGAUGAAGUUGGCCCGGGAACACCGCCUUUUGCUCCGUGUUCCUGUGGCAACCAAAUGUAACGGUCGCUUGGGCAACAGAAAUCCGGGGAGCGGCUGCCUUCAGGGAAGGUUUUUGGUCUGCACAAACAACAAGUAUUACUUUUACGAAGGGGCGUCGACAAAAAGGUACCCUUUAAAUGCAUAAAGUAUUUCUGCUGCUUUAAAGGUCGCAAAUCUAAGUGACGUAUUUAUUUUGUUUCAACUUUUUGAGCCAAAUGAAGCUGAGUUCCACUUUAUGACAGAAAUAUGUGCAUAUUAAACUAAACUCUUUUGUGAAAGCAUGCAUUAAAAGUUUGUUUCAAAUGCUGCCGCUAUACGGAUGCUAACAAUAUAUAUUAAAAGCCUGAUAUGUUUUCAACAAACCAUAAACUAUUUAAAAUAUUUCGGCAAAGAAACAAAGCAGCGGACGAACAAAAGGAACAAGAACAACUAGUUCUUCUAUAAAAAGAAAACACACCUUUAAGACAGUUAAAUUAUGUGGCACUUUCGGCGGUGACAAGGUGCUGAUAUGAUCUGCUCUACACUGGUUGCGUAUAAUCCAGUGCGGAUUUAAAACGCAUUCAUCAUACCCCUCAACUUGCCAACUAAGCGGUAGCAAAACAGAAUUAAAGUCGCGAGGGAGCGCAUAUGAGUUGGUAAAUAAGAAUUAAAAACGCUGAUAAAGCGAGCCGAAUGAAACGCCGGCUGCUCCUGCAGUUCGCCGGGGGUAUUUAGGUUUAGGUUUUUAGUUAACGUCUCGUCUCAGUGAAGUUGGCAGUGAAAUGCGUUUCAACCCCCGUUCGCUGAGCAGGAGCAGAUGUUUCUGCCCUUUCACAUUCACAUUCAUAUUCACAUUCACAGUGAGUUCCUCUGCGGCCUAAUGGAACGCGCCAAACACAGUCGGUCAUUGUACGGGUGUCUUGUGUUAUGUACAAGUAAAUGGUGUUUUGUGGGGUGGGGAGUAGGGUCGUAUCGGAGCACGAUCCACUCGACUGCGCGCCGGCGCAGGAAGUGGAGGAAGUUGAGGAGCUGCCGGCUGGAACGGCUCUCCAGAUCAGUCGAGUCGCAGUUGCCGAGGCGAGCGGAUCGUUAACCGUGAACAGUGAUCAACUACGAAGCCUGCGAAGAAUAAAACCCAAAAGCCACAACCCAAAGUAGUGGAAGAACACCCCUUAGCGGUUGUGCAACUACCACGAGUACAGUGCCAACGCCAACAUGUCGCAGCAUAACUAUACGAACCCGGCCUUCUGCCAGAACAGCGAGUUUUACCCGGUGCCCAGCGGCGGAGUGGAGUCCAUCUACAACAGAAGCCUCCAGAUGAACUUCGGAGCGGCUCCUCCGCGCGCCACUCGUGAUCCCCGCGAGGGUCCCCUGCGAAUGCAGCGUAGCAUGUCCACGCGAUCGGUGACGCGGAAACAACACCACCAACAGCAGCAGCAGCAACAGCAGCAGCAGCAGCAACAGCAACAGCAGCAGCAACAGCAGCAACAGCAACAGCAGCAACAUCUGCAGCAGCAACACUUGGCGCAGCAGCAGCAACACCUGGCGCAGCAGCAGCAACACCAGCAAUCCUCUAGUGGUCGCUAUGCCCUGGUUCCUCUGGAGGAACUGAACAGCAGCAGGGCCAGCAGAUACGCCAUCGUUCCCGGACAGGCGGCCCAGCGCUUGGCCAGAUCGCAGGAUAAUCUGGAUCGCUAUGGCUCCAGACAUGGACUGCACGAGGAGGAGGAGCCGCACUCCUUCCACGAGGAACCCCACCAGGAGACACAGUUCGCCAGCUUGCCACCCAUACUCAAUCUGCCGCCCAGGCCCAGGAAUAUCAACAACAACACCCAACAUCCCAAUCCCAAUCCCAAUCCAAACCAGAUUAAGCACGCCUUUAGCAGCGACUUUGGCAGCAAGACCUUCCUGAUCGUGGAUAAGAAUAGCAACCAGCGGUACCAGAUGGUGCCCACCGCCGAGGACGAGGAGCUGGUGGACGAGAACCAGGAGAUCAUACAGAUGCACAAUGGCCGCGCCCAUCGAUAUGCAGUGGUGCCCACGGAUGCGGACGACGAUGAGCUGGCCGAGGAGCAGGAGCAGCAGGAAACCUGCCUCAGCAACAUGGAACUGAGCAGGCAGUACGCUGCCAGGACCUCAACGCCGCAGCAAAAGAAUGCAGCUGCCGCCACGAGGGCGUUGCACGAGCUCCUGACCACGCCCAGGAAGAUGCAGCCGCCCCCGAGACUGGCGCACUCCACGCCCCGCAACGCCGCCCACCACGAGCAGCUGCAGCUGGAGCGGCGCCUGGAGAUCUACAAAAGCCAACAGAUCUACCAAAGCCAGCAGGUUGGCGCCGUGGUUGGAGUGCCUCCAACUUUACCCCUGCGCCAGAACCGACUCUCCCCCCAGAGGCUCCACUACGAGACGGUGAAGCCGCUGCCCAUGCAGAUCGCCGAUCGAUCCAUGGCCGUUAUCAGUCCCAGGGUGCAGGAGCAGGAGCAGGAGCAGGAGCGGGAGCAGGACAUGAGCAGCAUCCAGGGCAAGGGCAAGAAGCAGAACUAUCCGCAGAAGAUGGCCAAUGCCACCAUUACGCUGGCCGUGGUCUCCCUGAUGCUCGUGCUGGGCAGCACCAUGAACGCGGGGCUCAUCAUCUACAUGAUAGCACACCUGGGCAAGUCCUUUUACCUGCAGUUCAGCCUGGUGGCCUCCUUCUCGGGGAUGGGACUCGGCUUCCUGGGCUUCAAGUCGCGCCACUGCGAGUGGCUGCCGAACAGGAGCUACAGCUCCGGAUACAUCCUGGUCACCGUGUUCUGCCUCUUCAAGUCCUGCGGACUGCUGGUGAUACUCGUGGUGGAUCCGUUUCCGGGGUUUCCGGUCCACGAUGUGACCACUGGCGUCAUACUGGGUCUGUCCACCUUCACCAUGUUCUUUAUCGGACUGGGAGUGCUGGGCAGCUUGUGGUGCCACCGCCCGCCGCCAGACAACCGCGUCAACGUGGUCUAAUACCCUGCAAAUAGUUAAUGCUACCCUCUAAUUAGUUGUACACCAACACCAACCACUUGGACUUCAAGAACUUGACACACCGAACGGCUAAAAGACCAAAAACCAGAACUAGAUUUAUAAUCAGCGGAAGAUCAUCAUCCCCGAAACGCCUGUACAUAACAAGUGGGUUGUACCUAUUGCUAACUUUAGUACCUAUUGUUUAACUUAUUGUUCACCUUGAUAUAAGUAUGUUACGCUCUAAGAAUACAAUAAAGGCACGUAGA